Molecule: messenger RNA, 1095 nt
Organism: Oncorhynchus mykiss (rainbow trout)
Lineage: Eukaryota; Metazoa; Chordata; Actinopteri; Salmoniformes; Salmonidae
Source: RefSeq, a predicted model, not a curated record
AUGGAGGUGCGUAAUGCGAUGCAAACAGAUGAAUAUGAUUAUGACCCAAAAGACUACACUGAAGGUUAUCCUGAUGAAAGCGGAACAGCAUAUAUCUGUAACCUGAAUCUCAACCGUGAUAUGGAGAUAGUCAUACAGACCUACGUCCAUUCCUUCAUCUGUGCAUUCGGUCUCUGUGGCAAUGCAUUGGUGAUUGUCACAUAUGCCUUCUACAAGAGAGCCAAGACCAUGACGGACGUGUACCUCCUGAACGUGGCUGUGGCAGAUCUUCUGUUCAUCGUGACCCUGCCACUCAUCAUCUACAAUGAGAAGCAUGACUGGAGCAUGGGCUCAGUGGUCUGCAAGGCCCUACGAGGAGCCUACAGCAUCAACCUGUACAGUGGCAUGCUCCUGCUGGCCUGCAUCAGUGGAGACCGCUACAUCUCCAUCGUCCAGGCCAGGCGCUCCUUCGACCUCCGCUCCCGGACCCUGAUCUACAGCCGCCUCAUCUGCACUGCCAUCUGGGCUCUGGCCAUAGCCCUGUCUAUCCCCACAGUCAUCUACAACGAGCGGGUUGAGGAGACCAACAGGUUGGGAGAGACUAUAGCCGUGUGCCAGGCUCAGUUUGAAAGUAACAAGACCGCCCGGCUGAUAAAGGUGCUGGUACCCAGUCUGCAGAUGACCAUGGGGUUCUUCCUGCCCAUCCUGGUCAUGGUCCUCUGUUAUGCCAGCAUCAUCUGGACCCUCCUGAGGGCCCACAGCACCCAGAGGCACAAGGCAGUGCGUGUGGUCCUAGCUGUGGUUGUGGUCUUUAUUGUGUGCCACUUGCCCUACAACAUGGCCCUGCUCUACCACACAGUGGCUCUGUUCCAGCAGAGGGAGUGUGAGGGGGAGAAGGUCAUCCUCACCACCCUCACCACCACCAGGAGCGUGGCCUACCUCCACUGCUGCCUCAACCCCAUCCUGUACGCCUUCGUCGGGGUCAAGUUCAGGAACCACUUCAGGAAGAUCCUGGUGGAUCUGUGGUGCCUGGGCAGGAAGUACAUCUACCCCUCGGGUCGCUCCUCACGCAUGACCUCUGACCUCUAUAUCCCAGCUCGCAAGUCCACUGACUGA